Elaeis guineensis (African oil palm) is the source of this 896-nucleotide messenger RNA. The record is from RefSeq and is a predicted model, not a curated record. NCBI's taxonomy places the organism in Eukaryota, Viridiplantae, Streptophyta, Magnoliopsida, Arecales, Arecaceae.
UUGCACUACAACUUUAUACUCCACCCCCAAGAAGAAUUGGAAUAGGAGACUCUCCUGGUCUAAUCCUUCCUCCAAAACCUCGUGAGAGUAAUGUUUCUUCGCCUUCUUCUCAUGCUGUAAUUUGGGCUCAAGAAUUUUCAUCCCAAAACUACUCCGGCUUAGUCCCUUGGCCUAUUCGGUCUCCGGAAUCUAGGAAGAUGCUUCCGCUAUCUCUCCUGAAGACGGCCCAAGGGCAUCCCAUGCUGGUGGAGCUGAAGAACGGGGAGACAUACAAUGGCCACUUGGUGAACUGUGAUACCUGGAUGAACAUUCACCUCCGUGAGGUCAUUUGUACCUCAAAGGAUGGAGACAGGUUUUGGAGAAUGCCUGAAUGCUAUAUUCGAGGGAAUACCAUUAAAUAUCUUCGAGUUCCUGAUGAGGUAAUUGACAAAGUUCAAGAAGAAACCACCAAGAGCCGUUCAGACAGGAAACCACCUGGUGUUGGCCGUGGAAGGGGAAGAGGGAGAGAGGAUGGUAGCAGUGGUAGGCCUGCCAAAGGCAUUGGGCGUCAGGAAGACGGUGGCAAAGGCGGUCGUGGCAAGGGUGGAGCUGGUGGUAAAGGUGGUGGUGGCAGAGGUGGAGGGCGUGGCCGGGGUUGACAGCGUGUCAAGAAAUGCCACUUUUAAAGGCUUUUCUUCAUGUUGCAUAGUUAGCCUCAAUGUGAAGAAUGAAUCAAUAGAUGUAACUUGUAAGAUUGCUUCAGUUUUGUCUUGGGCCUAGUUUCUGCUGCAUGAUAUGAUUUGAUGUGUGAGAAAGCUUUCAGGGAAACUAUUUUAAUGUUCUUGAUUGUUCCAUUAUUUGCUUUUCUAUAAACACAAGGAUCAGUUGGAAUCUAUUACAGUUCAGCGCUUUCCUUU